Messenger RNA from Xenia sp. Carnegie-2017, 2481 nucleotides. RefSeq lists its product as uncharacterized. The transcript is spliced from 12 exons. The record is from RefSeq and is a predicted model, not a curated record. Lineage: Eukaryota; Metazoa; Cnidaria; Anthozoa; Malacalcyonacea; Xeniidae. The coding region runs from base 174 to 1667 and encodes 497 amino acids.
AACGUCGCUCUCCUGUUGCAUGUACACGUCAAGUCAUGUAUUCAAAAAUCAUUACACGACAUUACACGAGCAACAAAGGACGCACGACUACUCGUCAAAGAAAAUCUUAAUAAAACCAGAAUUCCUCCUGUUAUUUCUGUGAGUUGAUCGUUGACAUAACAAUCAAAUUCAUCAUGCUUAAGAAUAAUGCGUACAAAAUGGAACUCCCAAAUGAUCAAGAACAACCUGUAGAUUCAAGUAGUCAAAGAAAUGAAAAUUUGUACUCGGAACCAUACGAAAAGGAAACAAUUUACGACUUGCCAUUACAACUGGGAGUAACAGCUUCACUUAGUAGUAAUUCCGUAGCAAAUACAGGAAGACGCACAAAGAGAAAUGAGGUUUACGAAAAGAGUGACAGCGACGAUGGUUCAAGAUCAGAUUCACUUCAACGACGCAGUUCAAAUUACUCGUACGCUGUAAAGACAGACACAAUCUCAUUGCUUUCGUCCAAGACACCGAGUAUUUUUGUUUACAAUAAUCCUGUGUGUUCAACAGAAGAUGAAAAUCAUCAUACCUAUGAAGAAAGUUUAGCAAGAAAUUCACGUUUCAGUCAGAACAUCGCGUACGUUGCAAACAGUGAGAAAGCGUUUACUUUGGAAAAUGUGUCGCACAACAGCAAGUUUGAAACAACAAAGCAUUCUUCGUUUAGUAAAGUAGAUAGGAAAACGCGUUUAAACUGCAUACAAAUAUUUACUCUUAUGUUGAGCAUCUUGGCGUGCUGUAUUGGAAUAAUUGCAUUUCUCGUUGCUUCAGGUUAUAUUGAAUUGAAAAACAACAAAAACGUUCCCCAAUCAGUGUCAAAUAUAAAGAGUCAAAAAUCAACAGGAGAUAAACAUAUGAAGAUGCAAGGAGAAAGAGAAAAAUCUUUGCAAAAAUUAGAAAAAGAGAAUCAAUUUUUAAAAGAAAACCACACGAAACUCACGGGAAAAUAUGAAAAACUGAAGAAAGAGAUAAUAACAACGAAAAGUAAUUUGACGACUUUGUUUGAGAAGUACAAGAAAACGUUGAAAGAGGUAAAAGAAUGGAAAGAAAAACAGACAAAAGUCAUGGAAAACAAUAUGUACGAAGCGAGUCAGAGAUUUGAAGAGAAACUCCGUAAAUUGAACGCAACAUAUUGGUCACAGUUGAAAACAGUUGAAACAAAGCUCAAUUCCAAACUGGAAAAAGUGAACACGACAAAUGAAGAACUUCAAUCUACGUUGUUAUCAAUGAACUCAACCUUUAUUUCUCAGCUGCCCCCAGGUCCUCCGGGAAGGAUGGGACCAGUAGGACCACAAGGUCCAAAGGGAGAUAAAGGAGCUCAAGGUGAACAAGGAAUCCAAGGUGUAGCUGGUAUUGGAAACGUAUCUAGGUGUAUGUACAAGUCAAUUUCUGCCCUUGGUACAACACAUAAUUCACAUACAUUUGCAAAAUCAAAAUAUUACGAGCCAAAGGAUAUGAAAGUAAUGGCUGCCACAUGUGGCAUGAAAAAAGACAGAGGAUCUGCAAUCACGAAUCUUGUUAAAUCCGACACAAAUGGAAGAUCAUUGUAUUUAUGUGAAUGUGUGGGAAAGUCGAAAUAUGGAAGAUAUGUACCAUCACGCAAAAUCAUUGAAUGUGUUAUACAUCUUUGGAUAUGUCCCGUUUAGCGUAGAAACAGCAAUCAACCAAUCAUGUAUUCUUAAGGUUUGGUAUAAACGCCGUCUCAAGCCUGAUUUUUUAAGGAAUAAUUUUAAAAUGGUAUAAAACAUGGGAUUAUGUAUAAAAUAUAAUUUCGUGCACCUAAAUUUUAACUCCCAGACUUUCCCAUGUCUUAUACAUACUUUCUACAAAUAUACGUGGAAAAUAAUUCAUAAAACAUAUCUACACCGUACUAUUUAGCUAUAGUAAAAAACAUUUCUUGACAAUGAAGUAUUCUUCAACGUCUUCAACGACAGAAAUAAGUUGAUCUUCGAAACUAAACAUUAUACAAACAUGACGACACUUACCGUUGAUGUUUUUCGUUAUUCGGAGAAAUAAUUACCAACAAUUUUUCAUUGGUCACCAUUGUAGCUACCAUUCUUUAUUAAACCUGAAAAUUUAAUCAACUUAUUUUGAUAUGUUAUAGAUAAAAAUUAUUGUAAAUAUUGUAUUUUCUAUUUUUGUAAACGAAAACAACAACUUACUUAGUGAUUAUACAUUCAACGAUUGCGAUAAAAAAUAAAUUAUCUCUAGUUAUGAGAAUUUUCAAUUACCAUUUUCUACAAUUUGUUACAUCGGGAAAGAGUUUUUAAACUUAGAUGUGAUAUAUUAUGGAAAUAUUAAGAAAUAAGUAAUUCACAACAAUAAACAUUUAUGAUAUAUUGUAAAAAUAUAUCAUAUGAAAUAGAGAAAAUAGAUUAACUUUUAUGAAGAGCAUGAACAAUUAUCACUUUUGUACAUAAAUAAAUAAAUUUUGAUAAAUAAAAUUAAUGAAUUUCAUGA